Molecule: messenger RNA, 1235 nt
Organism: Echinops telfairi (small Madagascar hedgehog)
Lineage: Eukaryota; Metazoa; Chordata; Mammalia; Afrosoricida; Tenrecidae
Gene: C1D
Product: C1D nuclear receptor corepressor
Exons: 5
Coding region: 55-480 (141 amino acids)
Biological process (GO): maturation of 5.8S rRNA; regulation of gene expression
Cellular component (GO): exosome (RNase complex); nucleolus
Molecular function (GO): RNA binding; DNA binding
Source: RefSeq, a predicted model, not a curated record
GUUGCACAGCAGUGGGAUGGUCAUACUGGGAUACUCCAUCCAGUAUUACUCAUAAUGGCGGCAAGUGCGGAAGAAGUCAACGAAGACUACCCGACUGAAAUUCACGACUAUUUGUCGGCCUUCGAGACUUCCAUUGGUGCCGUGGAAGAGAUGCUGAAGACCAUGAUGUCUGUUUCUAGAAAUGAGUUGUUGCAGAAGCUGGACCCCCUCGAACAAGCAAAAGUGGAUUUAGUUUCUGCUUACACAUUAAACUCAAUGUUUUGGGUGUAUUUGGCCACUCAGGGAGUUAACCCCAAAGAACAUCCAGUAAAGCAGGAAUUGGAGCGAAUCCGAGAACACAUGAACAGGGUCAAGGAGAUCACCGACAAGAAGAAGGCCAGCAAGCUGGACAAAGGCGCCGCCAGUAGAUUCGUCAAGAACGCCCUCUGGGAACCCAAACCCAAAAUUGCCUCAAAAGUUGCCAAAAAGGGACAAAAGUAAAACCUAACAUUUUGGGUUUUGAUGUAUGCAUAUUCAAAAAGUACACAGUUUUUAAAAAAUGUUCUCUGCAAAAUGUAUUCCCUGUUGAAUUCGUCUUUGUGAAAUUACACUUUGUGAAAUACUUUCUGUUUGUUCCAGACAGAUGAAGUUGUUUUUAUUGCUUUUCCUCUGGGGAGAGAGCUGUGGCGUUUUGAACAUUGUCUCUGUAGUGUUUUAGCCUCUCGACUAGACGCUGCCUUCCUUCUUGGGGGCUCGUCUUUCAAGUACCAUUUUAUAAACAACUCCGCAAUUUCAGUGAAAUGCUCUUGGUAAACAUUUGGACUUGUUUCGGCGUGCCCCCCAUGAAAUAUGGGGCCGAAGACUGAGUCUGUGACAGGCGUGAGUCCCUCCUCAGUCUGUCCUUACCGCCGCUGUGGACAUCCGUCAGGCACAGUUUUGGAUUUAGUGCACAUUAUUCUAAUGUCGGUCUUGGUCUACAGCAUACCUUAUUAUGAGUAAAAAUCAUUUGGGAAACACUUCUGGAUCUAAUACAGUAUCUUUUUGAAGAUAGCGCAGUAAGAAUGAUAUUGACACAUGUUGCAAACACAUGUUGCAUCUGUGCUUACGAACGAACCAUUGUAUCACGAACUUGUAAUGAAAUAGGCUGGGUGGGAGUUGGCUCCUAACCGGGUUGCGUACAAAUGGUUGUAGUGCGGGAUUGUGUACAGUUGAUCUGUUUUUGCUAUAUUCUAUUAAAAUAAAAUUAUUGAAAUGUC